GAUACAGGAAGUGUGGUGCAAUGUAACAAGAAGACGCAUUUGUGAAUGGCCAAACUUAAUAUGAUUAUCUUAAUUAACUCUACCCAAUUGUAUGCAGACGGACAAUGGAUAUAUCUUUAAUUUACCACUCUUAUAAAUGCAAGUCUCACUCAAGAAGCGAGUUGCAACUGCAAAGUUUAUAUUGUGUACACGUGUAGAUGUGUGUGACGUCUUGUACUUCUAAUAAAAGCACAUUAACCCAUAUUCUUAAGACCACGGGAGUAGGAUCCUUUACACUUCAUUUAUUACAAUGAUUGCUAAUGAUCUGGUGGAUGAUUGAUUCAUGGACCUGCUACCCACAGAACUAUAAACUAUUAAUGAGAAUCACUUUUAAAAACGUCUGAAAGCGAAGCGCCGUUCUGUUAAAUAGUUUCCAUGUACAAGUUGGCUUCUGACGUGUUUCAAAUGUUAGACCGUUCUUUUCAUACUGAUCUGACCACGCAUUACUCCAUUUACCUGAUCAAGAGGCAGGUGUACCCGGUCAACAGGGGGUGUUUAAAAUUACUCCUCCUAGGGCACCUGAUCUCAGGUAUGCCCACGGGUCCAUGUUUGCCCUACUCUUAAUUUUGUAUUCUUUAUAUAUAUAUAAUUAUAAAGGACUGCUCCGAGAUUCGGUGAAGGUGUCAGUCUAAAUAUUCAAUCAAGCCGAAUCUUGGCCGAGACUAGUGGUCCCUUGUGUGAUUUUUUUCGCGAACAAUGUUAGUAUAUAGGUCCCUGAUUAUAUCAAAUUGGUCUACAGCACUGUAUCUAGUUUAAUCUUUCAGUCAUGAUAUAUAUGUCUUCCGCGUGUGAUUCAAUCUUAUGAAAAUAGAUUUUGCGUAAAUUCAAUUUCAUGUACAGUGCACAGCUUGACCUGCAUUUGCAUUUACUCAAAUGCAUCGGGUUCGACAGUCCAGCUUCUUUUCCACGUGGGAGCUGUAGAGGAAAUCCGAAAUCUGACGAAAUUGUGUAGGGUCUAGCUGUUUAUCAACAAAUGGAAGUAACACACCAUACAAAUAUCUGCAGGAAGAAACGCAAGAAAGAAAAGAAUAGAGACAAAGAAAUAGAUUCCUGUAAAGAAAAACAAAAUGAAAUUGACACUGAAGAGUUGCACACGAGCAAGAAAAAGAAAAAGAAACGUGAUAAAUCUAACAGAGGCGAAGAAGGGGACAUUACAAGCAAUUCUUUAAACACUGUCACGGAAUACAGUAAUACGAGAAAAAGAAAGAAAAAAAAUAUUGCAGAAGAGGAAUCUGUAUCAGAUGAGGAUAAAGCUUGUAAUGGUAGAAUUCCUGUUAAAAAGUCAAAGAAAAAGAAACGGAAGAGGGAAGCUGAAAAUGAGGAGUCAGAAGGUUUAGCGAAGUCAGAAGUACAGGAAAAUGGAAAAUGUAGUUCAGUGAAGAAGAAAAGAAAUCAAGCCUGUGAAUCAUCCACAAAGACAGAGAAAAAAGACAGGAAAUGUGAUGGAAAUUCAGAGAACAAUUUAACAAAGAAGCAAAAGAGAGCAAAGAUGGAGGACACGCAAUGUGUUGGAAACUUGACAGAGGAGAGUGUUGAUUUAGAGGACAUUAAGAGAUAUAAGGAUUGUGAAGAUACCGGAAGUUCAGAGAAUCCCGAGAAACGAAAAAAGAAAAAGAAACACAAAAAAAUUGUAGAAAAGGAUAUGAAGCCGAGUUUGACCUUGGAGGAUGAUGGACCACUUACAAAUGGUUCAAGUUGCCAGAAGAAAAAGAAGAAAAACAAAAGAAGCAGUGAAGACGCGGCAGACGAACCAUCUAGCAAGAGACGUAAAGAUGACCAGACAAGGGAAGACACCAAUGGAGCAGACGUCCAGGGUUCUGACCCUGCCUACUCUGGUCAGUGGAAUACAGCAUCACUAGGUGAUGAACAGAGACAAAAUAAAUUCUUAAGACUUUUAGGGGGAUUUAAAGCAGCCAAAAGUGGCAAUUCACCUUUGUUGACCUUGGAGAAGAAGAGCAGCAAUGUGGCCAUGACCCAGAAUCAGGAGGGUAUCUAUAUGAGAAAUAUGGAGAACCAGUACAGCAAGGCUAUGUCAUUCAACAAGAGUCGAGGGCUGGGCCUGGGGUUUGAGAAACCGCCAUCUGAGGGCAAGAAGUUCUACAUUGACAAAACUGUCUCCAAAUCUAAGAAAUUCGAUGACUGAAUUUUAUUCAAAAGUAAUUUUCAGAUUGGUCACAUUGAAUAAAAUUGAUGUUGUGUC
Ostrea edulis (European flat oyster) is the source of this 2239-nucleotide messenger RNA. Its product is annotated as lysine-rich nucleolar protein 1-like. The coding region runs from base 1013 to 2182 and encodes 389 amino acids. The transcript has 4 exons. Lineage: Eukaryota; Metazoa; Mollusca; Bivalvia; Ostreida; Ostreidae. The record is from RefSeq and is a predicted model, not a curated record.